This is a messenger RNA of Gloeophyllum trabeum ATCC 11539, 327 nucleotides long. RefSeq lists its product as uncharacterized. Bases 1 to 327 code for a protein of 108 amino acids. The record is from RefSeq and is a predicted model, not a curated record. NCBI's taxonomy places the organism in Eukaryota, Fungi, Basidiomycota, Agaricomycetes, Gloeophyllales, Gloeophyllaceae. The transcript has 2 exons.
AUGUACGAUACGACAUUUAUCAAUGCUGCUGUGUUGGGUUUUGAGCUACCCUGGCACACUGCGUACCCAAGGAACGCCAUGGUAAAAAUUUGCGUUGAGGAGACCGGAGAGUGCGUCGCCGGUCUCAGCCAGGGCGAGGUAAGACUUGAACGAGCUGGCGGUCCUAUACCAAUCCAGAACCGGGAGGAGGCUAUAAGCGAGCCCCGCGCCGAGCUGCAAGCUGCUCCGAAGGCUUCGUUUCGUGGCUGGCGUUGGAAUGGGACGAAGGACGUGUUCCCUGCAGCUGACUUCAACCCGGCCACAGUCAUUGACGCCGUCCUCACCUGA